Molecule: messenger RNA, 2360 nt
Organism: Hemibagrus wyckioides
Lineage: Eukaryota; Metazoa; Chordata; Actinopteri; Siluriformes; Bagridae
Gene: dennd2da
Product: DENN/MADD domain containing 2Da
Exons: 16
Coding region: 436-2085 (549 amino acids)
Cellular component (GO): cytosol; nucleoplasm
Source: RefSeq, a predicted model, not a curated record
UCUCUGUCUCUCACACACACAUACACACACACUUACACACACACUCUCACAUACACACACACACACACACACCCUCAUAUACACACACACACACACACAAAAGAAACUCACUGAAUGGUGACUGAAAGAGGACAAAGACAGAGUGCUGACACUGAAGGAGAAACACAGCAGUGGUGGAGAGAGAGAUAGGGGGGGGAGGGGGGAGUAACUCAGGCAGAGAGAGAGAGAAACACAGGAAGAGAAUUUUGACACAGUGUGUGAUGAAGUGAUGGGAUUUUAGCGCUACAGAACAUACACAAGCUACACAAUCUUGUAAACACAACAAGAGCGGACGAACCGGAAAGAUUUAAACACACACACACACACACACACACACACACACACAGACCCUGAAGUUACCGUGAGGACUUUGCACUGAGCAGAGAGAGGAGUGUGAUGUCUCGACAGAGCUGGGGGUUCUCCUCUUUACGUCUGAAGAAUAAACAGACUUCAGAGGACACGAAUGCCUUCCAGAGGAGAGGAAGAUUCUUUUCAUCUCUCAGGGAGGAUCGCAGACAGAAACUGUCCAGCGUUUCUGAAGAUGGCUCUGCUGCAGACGGAGAAAACCAAAAUGUCUUCACUGAGAGAGAAACAGAGAGAGCUAAAGGUACCGUUUUCCUGGGUGAAGAUGAGGAGCAGGAUAAAGGAGCGAUGAAGAGGCUCAGCACCAUGUGGAUGUCUGUCAGGGGCAAAAUGAGCCGAGACAGAAGUCUGAAAGAACCAGAGUCUCUGCUGAGUCCAGACACAGCUCCUGUGGAUGAGCAGCAGCGAGAACCGCGUUACGCCAGUGGCCAGUUUUUCUUUGAGUACCUGGUGGUGGUCAGCCUUAAAAAAAACAAAACUGGAACAUACGAGCCACAAAUAUCAUACCAAUUCCCCAAGAGGGAUGGUAUGGUGCGUUUUCAGAAGGAGGAAGAGGAGAAGACGCUGAAGGCUAUCACACUCUUCUGUUUUCCCGAAGGCAUUAAUUGGGCUCCACUGACAGAAUAUUCCAGUGAGACGUUCUCCUUCGUCCUGACUGAGGUGGACGGCAGCAGGAGAAACGGUUACUGCCGCAGGCUGCUGCCUCAUGGAAAUGGCGCUCGUCCCCCGGAGGCGUAUUGCAUCAUCAGUAAAGUGGCCUGUUUUGGUCUUUUCUCGAAGAUCUUUGAUGAGGUGGAGAAGCGGCGUCAGAUCUCCAUGGCGAUGAUCUACCCGUUCAUGCAGAGUCUUCGUGAGGCUCCAUUUCCUGCUCCAGGAAACACAGUGCAGAUCAAGAGCUUCAUCCCAGACUCCGGCACUGAGAUAAUCAGUCUGACACGCCCCACAGACUCGUGGUUGGAGCACGUGGAUUUCCGCACAUUAUUCCACUGUUUAUCGGAUGAAGAAGUGCUGCAGGUUUUUGCUGCUACAGUGUUGGAGCGCAGAAUCGUCUUCCUCGCUGAGGAGCUGGGGACAUUGUCUCAGGUGAUCCACGCUGUCUCUGUCCUCCUCCAUCCCUUCAUCUGGCAGCACACACUUAUCCCCAUCGUGCCUCAAAUCCUGAUUGAUGUCGUCAUGGCACCCACACCGUACCUGCUGGGGGUUCAGAAGCGCCUGGCUGAUGAGGUCAUUGAUCAGGGGGAUCUGCUGGUUGUUGAUUUGUCAGAUGGUCGAAAGGAAACCUUCAUCAGACGAAUCGGAGAUGAGGAUUCCAUUCUGCCCCACAAACUGAAGGAGGAGAUCCUGCAGGCUCUGAGGAGCAGGAGCGAGAAAUCCAGUCUGGAGGAACUGAACCACAUCGUCCCUGAAGCCUUCCUGCCAUUCUUCAUCAAAACCGUUGGCCAUUUCUCCAGAUACGUGGUGAGGAACAGGCCGGACGCAGCGCCACACUUCCACAAGAGGAACUUCUGUAAAGCCAUCGAGUCCAAAAGUGUCCGACAUUUCGUCAAGAAGUUCGUCCAGACGCAGAUGUUUGACCUGUUUAUCCAGGAGGUGGAGCAGAGACCCACCUCUCAGACAGGUUUUUUUGAGCAGAAGAUCUCCGAGUAUCACAGGAAGAUGAGAGAGAAAGUGAAGAAACACUAGAACUUUAUAAAGAUGUAAAAUGUUCUGAAGCUGGACGUUAAAUAAUUAUUCAGACUGUAGAUAGAAAAAUGCUUCUUAUUUAUCUCUUUGAUUUAUUGUAAAUUUGGGGAAUGUGUGUAUAAUGGAUUAUUCUCAAAUGUGUACUAUAUUAUCUGUAGAUUGUGUGUGUGAAGAUUAUUUUAAUAUUUUAGUUUAAAAUUUUGGACUUGAUUUUUUUAAAUGAUAAACAAGUGGUUUUCAAAAACUGAGCCAGAAUAAAAACUUUUAUUUAUAAA